This is a messenger RNA of Phoenix dactylifera (date palm), 1248 nucleotides long. RefSeq names its product protein PHR1-LIKE 2-like. NCBI's taxonomy places the organism in Eukaryota, Viridiplantae, Streptophyta, Magnoliopsida, Arecales, Arecaceae. The record is from RefSeq and is a predicted model, not a curated record. Gene Ontology annotation, molecular function: DNA binding; DNA-binding transcription factor activity.
CCACGGAGACAAACAACCACCAGCCGUGCUAAGAGCCGGGAGUCCACCCCCGACCUUCCCCUUUUUCCUCUCUCUUUCUGCGCUAAACUGCCUGCGGAUGAGCUGAGGUGCAAGAGAAUAGAAAAACCCACAGGGUUCUCCCCCUGUGCCCAAGGGGGUUUUCUCUUCCCCUUCCCCUGUUGCUGUUGUUUCUUUAUUAUUGAUUGAUCUCCUCUAGGUUCGCUGCCUUUUGGGCAAAAGGCCUCCUUUUCCUCGAAAGGAGAUGUUCUCUGGGGUGCUUCACCGCCCGGAAGCUUCGAUUUCACAGGAGGAGGCCCACGGCCCGAGGCUUGUCCUCACGGCGGACCCUAAGCCCCGGCUCCGAUGGACGGCCGACCUCCACGAGCGGUUCGUCGACGCCGUCACCCAGCUCGGAGGGCCAGAAAAAGCAACACCAAAGACUAUCAUGCGAACAAUGGGUGUGAAGGGGCUGACUCUUUUCCACCUGAAGAGUCAUCUUCAGAAAUACAGAUUAGGCAAGCAGUCUGGCAAAGAAAUGACUGAUCAAUCCAAAGAUGCUUCCUACCCUUUAGAAAACCCAAGCAGCAGUGGUUUGUCUCCGAGAUUGCCUACUCCUGAUGUGAAUGAGGGUCAGGAAGUCAAAGAGGCACUAAGAGCACAAAUGGAAGUACAACGAAGACUGCAUGAACAAGUCGAGGUGCAGAAGCAUGUGCAGAUCCGAAUGGAAGCCUACCAUAAAUACAUCGAUUCGUUGCUAGAGAAGGCAUGCAAGAUAGCCUCAGAGCAAAUUGCAUCAAGUGGCUUCAACGGAACCGGGCAUGACCUUCCAGACCUGGCAACUGGGGUCAUGUGCUCCCCAUCCGACCCACUGAGCCCCUCAGUGUUUCAUCAGUUAUCUCUGGGUGCAAUUAGUUUGCACAGCCCUGGGGGCAAGACUUCCCCCUCUUCGGCUAUUGAAGGACAGUCCUUUUACCCGAAGGCCCCUGAGCUAAAACGCAAGUUAUGCUGAACCCUCACUAAAAAGAUUAAAGACAACGGCAUUGUUUCCUCUAAUCUUGUAGGCAAACCUUACCUUAACUUUCAGGGACAAGCAAGCCAGGCCAAUGACUGAAGUCGAGCAAAAUGUUUGUCUUCUUGUAAGGAUGACUUAAAACAUUCUCACGUGGGACUCCUAAUGUCUUUUCACCAAAAAGGUUCCAUCUUAUUUCUCUUUGGUUCUUCUGCCUUCAAUGUUAUAUCUUCUUUGCA